UCCAGCUUUAUCUCCAUCGCUCUCCAAUCCAACCCAGAGAGAGAAUGGACCCCAUUCCAUCCCAGUCUCACUCCAUACCCACACACUCACACUCACACACGCACUGCUGCUACGUCUCCUCACUCCUCUCCACAUCCAGUACACCUCAAUUCCCUCAUCAUCUACUUACCAUCAAUCAUAUUACAUCACUCACAUCCUCAUCCCCUUCUUCCUCCACUCCCCCUGUAUGUAUACGCAUCUACUCUGCUUACUUCACUGCUUAAAAAAACUUCCAUUGAAAGUCGGCAACUGUUGUGGGGCUUUGUGACAGAAUUGUGUAUUAUGGAAACCUAAUGCACCUGGGAUUUUGGAGAUUUGGAGUUCUGAGUGAUGGGUUGUGUUUAUUCUAAGACAUGUAUUGGUGAGUUGUGUGCCCCUCGAGAUGUUAAUCUGCAAGGAAGUGGAGCUGUAAAAACCGCUGCAAGUGAGUUUGCAGUGUUCUCGCCUGCCAGUUCUGAGAGUGAGGGAGAGAAAGAAGGUCAAUUAAAUCAGGUUAAUUCAACCAGUGAUCAUGAGGUGGGUAUUACUCGGCUGUCUAGGGUGUCAGCUCAAUUCUUACCUCCUGAUGGCUCCAAGUAUGUGAAGGUUCCAUCUGGGGAAUAUGAAUUACACUACUCAUUUCUGUCUCAGAGAGGUUACUACCCUGAUGCUCUUGAUAAGCCCAACCAAGAUAGUUUUUGCAUUCAUGCUCCAUUUGGAACGAGUCCAGAUGACCAUUUUUUUGGAGUUUUUGAUGGUCAUGGCGAAUACGGAACUCAGUGCUCGCAGUUUGUGAAACAGAAGUUAUGUGAAAAUUUGCUCAGGAAUAGUCGAUUUCACAUGGAUGCAGUUGAAGCCUGCCAUGCAGCUUUCUUGACAACAAACUCCCAAUUGCAUGCUGACACGCUGGAUGACAGCAUGAGCGGAACAACUGCAGUAACAAUCCUGGUUCGUGGUAGGACGCUUUAUAUCGCUAAUGCUGGUGAUUCGAGGGCUGUCGUAGGCGAGAAAAGGGGGAAUGACAUUGUAGCUGUUGAUCUUUCUAUUGAUCAAACACCUUUUCGGCCUGAUGAACUUGAAAGGGUGAAGCUUUGUGGAGCUAGAGUUCUGACUUUGGAUCAGAUUGAAGGACUCAAGAAUCCACACGUGCAGUGUUGGGGAACUGAAGAAGAUGAUGAUGGUGAUCCUCCUAGACUGUGGGUCCAGAAUGGUAUGUAUCCUGGUACAGCUUUCACAAGAAGCAUUGGUGAUUCUAUUGCUGAGACUAUAGGCGUUGUUGCAAACCCUGAAAUUGUUGUCCUGGAGCUUACACAGAGUCAUCCUUUCUUUGUUAUUGCAAGUGAUGGUGUCUUUGAGUUUCUUUCCAGCCAAACUGUGGUGGACAUGGUUGCAAAACAUAAGGAACCGCGUGAUGCUUGUGCUGCAAUUGUUGCUGAAUCAUAUCGUCGCUGGCUACAAUAUGAAACCCGUACAGAUGACAUAACUGUUAUAGUUGUUCAUGUAAAUGGUUUAAAUGAUGCUGCAUUUGGUCACUCAGCAGACUUGGAUCCAGUUUCAAGACCAUCUUUACCUCAAGUUGUUGAAGCAUCAGGAUCCGAUUCUCCAUCUCUUAUGAACUGGAGAUCCAAAAACCAACGUGCAAGGCAUGAUAUAUCCCGUGCACGACUGCGUGCUCUUGAAAGUUCUCUUGAGAAUGGUCAAGCUUGGGUUCCUUCAUCCCCAGCCCAUAGAAAGACCUGGGAAGAAGAAGCUCAAAUUGAACAGGCAUUGCGGGACCAUUUUCUCUUUAGAAAGCUUACUGAUUCACAGUGUCAAGUAUUGUUGGACUGCAUGCAAAGAAUUGAAGUUGGAGCAGGAGACAUAGUGGUAAAGCAGGGUGGAGAAGGUGACUGUUUUUUUGUUGUUGGUGAUGGAGAGUUUGAGGUCUUGGCUACUCAGGAAGAGAAAGAUAGCAAUAUUCCCAGGGUGCUACAGCGCUACACCGCUGAAAAGCUAUCUUCCUUUGGAGAGUUGGCACUGAUGUACAACAAGCCACUCCAAGCUUCUGUUCAAGCUGUGACCAAUGGAACUCUCUGGGCACUUAAACGAGAAGAUUUUAGAGGAAUUCUCAUGUCCGAAUUUUCUAAUUUAUCAUCGUUAAAGUUACUUCGAUCAGUAGAUCUUCUUUCAAGGUUGACAAUCUUACAGCUGAGUAGUAUUGCAGAUUCACUUUUAGAGGUGACUUUUUGUGACGGUCAGAAGAUAGUUGAUAAGAAUGAGGAACUCUUGGGUUUGUAUGUCAUACAGAAAGGAAUCAUAAAAAUUACUUGUGAGAUGGAUUUGGUAAAAAGUGCCAAUCUGUCCAGUCUCAUCUUGCCUGCAGUUGAGGAGCAAGAUGAUAGUAUGUCUGGUAAGAGCUAUUCAGUGGAGAAGAAUGAAGGCAGCUAUUUUGGAGAAUGGACACUUCUGGGUGAGCAAAUCACUUCUUUGAGUGCUGUUGCUGUUGGAGACGUGGUGUGCUCCGUAUUAACAAAGGAAAAGUUUGAUUCAGUUGUUGGGCCUCCAACAAAGCUUUCUCAGGAUGAUCAUGAUCAAAAGUCAAAAGAAGUCUCAACUAGUUUAUCUCCUGAACCUGUUAAAGAUUUAGAUACAUCAACCAUAAACAAGGUUCAACUUUCUGAUUUGGAGUGGAGAAACUAUUUGUAUUGCACAGAUUGCAGUGAUAUUGGUCUCAUACGUGUGCCUGACUCAGAGAAGUUGUUUACCUUAAAAAGAUUCUCAAAGCAGAAGGUUAGGAACCUUGGUAAAGAAGCAACAGUAUUGAAGGAGAAGAACCUAAUGAUGUCUAUAAGUCAGUCUGUUUUCGUGCCUCAAGUUGUAUGCACUUCUGCCGAUGAAUCAUAUGCUGGCAUACUUCUUGAUACACGUAUUGCUUGCUGUAUGAAAUCAAUAAUUCACAGCCCACUGGCUGAAACAUCUGCACAAUUUUGUGCUGCCUCUGUUGUUCUUGCAUUAGAAGGUUUACACAAGAUCGGAAUUCUGUAUCGAGGAGUGUCCCCUGAUGUUCUGGUGUUUGAUCAUACAGGAUAUAUACAGCUAGUGGAUUUCAGAUUUGGGAAGCAAUUAUCUGGUGAAAGAACAUUCACAAUUUGUGGUAUAGCAGAUUCUCUGGCUCCUGAAAUAAUCCAAGGGAAAGGCCAUGGCUUCCCUGCUGACUGGUGGGCAGUGGGAGCUUUGAUCUACUUCAUGCUGAAAGGUGAAAUGCCUUUUGGAUCCUGGAGAGAGAGUGAGCUCACAUUCGCAAGAAUUGUCAAAGGACAAUUGACACUUCCACAAGAAUUUAGCAAUGAAGCUGUUGAUAUCAUCACUAAGUUACUUGAAGUAGAAGAAAGUGCAAGACUUGGAAGUGAAGGCAUUGACUCCAUUAAAGCCCAUCCAUGGUUCCAUGACAUAGAUUGGGAAGGACUAGCAGAACGCAGGGUUGCGGUUCCCCCUGAUAUUAUCUUCCGUAUAAAUCAAUACCUUGAAACCCAUUUUGAUGAUGCGGCUGCUCCAUCUUCCCCUCUCCGGGAAUUUGAAGAACCUAAUGUGCCAGAAUGGCUUGAAGAUUGGUAGGGGAGCAGUUGAAAUUUGUCUCUGUGGAGUUUGCAACAUUGCAGAACUUGCUUGUUGUAAAGACCUUCGGUAAGAGUCCGUCCCCUCUUCACACUAUGAUCAAUCAAUCAGCACGGAGGGAAAAUUAGCUGCCGCUUGCUUGUUCAGUGCACACAGAGGAAGGAUAGUAUUUAGAGUUCUCUACGUUUAGUGAGUAGGUAGAUAUAUAUGUAAAUGAAGGAACUCUCUUUUGGUUUGCAUACCACGUCUGAGUAAAUUAAGUUAUUUAAAAUCAUAAAAUUAUAGCCAUUUACGGAAUUAAUAGGUUUCUGUAUCCUAGAUUAUUAUUGAACAUAAUCGAAGCAUUGUUGUUGCAUUAA
Messenger RNA from Salvia hispanica, 3971 nucleotides. Its product is annotated as protein phosphatase 2C and cyclic nucleotide-binding/kinase domain-containing protein. Gene Ontology annotation, molecular function: cAMP-dependent protein kinase activity; ATP binding; cation binding. Gene Ontology annotation, biological process: protein phosphorylation. Gene Ontology annotation, cellular component: cAMP-dependent protein kinase complex. The record is from RefSeq and is a predicted model, not a curated record. NCBI's taxonomy places the organism in Eukaryota, Viridiplantae, Streptophyta, Magnoliopsida, Lamiales, Lamiaceae.